Photinus pyralis (common eastern firefly) is the source of this 913-nucleotide messenger RNA. RefSeq lists its product as uncharacterized. The coding region runs from base 75 to 815 and encodes 246 amino acids. The transcript has 4 exons. The record is from RefSeq and is a predicted model, not a curated record. Lineage: Eukaryota; Metazoa; Arthropoda; Insecta; Coleoptera; Lampyridae.
UUUUUUGGUCGAUGAUUGGGCACCUAGUGAUCAUUAAGACGAACUGAUUAAUAGACUUUCAGACGCUUAAAGAAAUGCAUCGCUUCGUUCUAGUCUUUGUAUUUUUUGCAUCAGUACACAGCCAGACGGAUAUUUUGGGACAACUACACAUAUGCAAGCGUUCCGAUCCCAAAUUGAACGACUGCCUAAAAUCGUCCAUAAAAGGCGCUCUGAAGAUUUUGGCCAGCGGCGUCCCCAGUUUGAAAAUACCCUCGAUCGAUCCCAUCGAAGUCGAGAGAUGGACGAUUCAUGCGUCUGACGUCCUGCCAUACGAGCAAUACUACGAAAACCUUAAUUUGACUGGUUACUCGGACAUUGAGAUUGAAGACGUUUACACGAAUGUUGGCGACGAGUACUUCAGUAUUCACCUGAUGUGUUCCGCUCCGAAACUUCUGGUGCAAGGUGACUACGCGUACUACCUGGUUAGGCCAACGAAAGGAGAAGACCUUAGCAGUCAGGGCACAGUGGAGUACAAAUACGAUGCGCACAAAUUCUUCGUCAAGUUCGACGGUGAUAUAAUCAAGAAAGGUGGCGUCGAGUACUCCGAAAUUAUUCGGACCGACUUCAGCAUGGUGAGAUUGCGUUCGUUCGAAAUGACGUUUCAGACGGACCACCAAAGAAUCGGUGAUAAAUUGGGAGAGUUGGUGAAUGGUGGUACUAGAAAGUUGGCGACCAUCAACAUGGGAGAGUAUGAGGAAAUGUACGCUGCGGCUUUUCAACGCAUUGCUAACGCCGUAUUUGCUUCGAAUCCGUCCGAAAAGCUAUUGCCUAAGUAGAAAGGAAUGUUAAAGCGUAGUUUGGCAACACAAUCCCACUUAGUUCGAUCCGUGUUGCUAAUAGAAAGCACUGUGAAGUAAUAAACAUUUCACUUGCA